AUGGGGAGCGCUGUGGAGGAGUUUGUGGAGCUGCACGAGGCGCUGCUGGGCGAGGAAGCAGCAGCAGAAAAAGCUGAGCUCGAGGAGCUGCUGCAGAGCCUCUCGCUGCAGCAGCUCGCGGACUCCGGCGUGGCGCUGCCGCGGCUAGUUGUGACUGAAGUCAGUUCGGGCCUAUAUGGCCGCACGCUGGUGUCAUUUACCUGCAAGCGUGCUGCUCUGCAGCAGCUGCACUCCUUCCCGCAGCAGCAGCAGCAGCAGCAGCAGCAGCACCGGCUCUCCCCGGGGGACAUUGUGGGCGUUUUCCCCUACGACAGGCCCAUUGCUGGCAGCAGCAGCGCAGUGGCCUCUGGAGUUGUCCACAAGAUUCUUCCUUGGGGAGUAAGUGUGGCUUUUGACGAAGCUGCUGCUAACACUUGGCUGAAGCAGCACGGGGGGGCCCCCGGGGGGGCCCCCCGGGGGCCCCCUGGGGGGGCCGCCCGGAGGGAGGGCCCCCCGGGGGGCCCCGCGGGGGCCCCCGGGGGCCCCUGGGGCCCCGUCUAUACCCUUUGUUUGGUGGCCAAUGAAGUUACAAUUAAAAGACAAAAAGCUGCGUUGCGCCGUUUGCUGCUGGACAGCUCCGAGAGCAGUCCCGCGCAGCACUUGGUGUCAGCGGUGGAGGCUUGCUGCUGGAUCGGUUUGCUGCUGGGCCGGCGCUGCGUAUUGGCUGGAGAUCAUCUGCAGCUGCCGCCAACAGUGAAGAGCUGUGGGGCCCUUUUUAAGGGUUUAGGAAAGUCUUUGUUUGAGCGGCAGCAGCUGCUGCUGGGAGCUGCUGCAGCGCAGCAGCUGCUGUGUCAAUUCCGCAUGCACCCCCACAUCAUGCGCUGGAGCAGCAGCUGCUUCUACGGCGACCGCCUUUUUGCUGCUGCUGGCCUCCACGCCCGCACCCUUGCUGCAGCAACUCCUGCUGCUGCUGCUGCUGUUGCUUCCCUGCUGCCGGUCGUCUGGAUAGACACCGCGGGCAUAUCUUGGCUGCAGGAGGACGAGCUGGGCCCCCCGCGCCCCACCGCUGCAGCAGCAGCAGCAGCAGCAGCAGCAGCAGCAGCAGCGGGGCUGCGCUGCUCGCGCAGCAACCGCGCAGAAGCAGCACUUGCACGGAAAUACGUGCAGGAACUUGUCGAAGAUUUUGGAAUUCCUCCGAAAGAAAUUGGAGUUAUAACUCCUUAUGCUGCUCAGGCGCAGCUGAUUCGCCAGCUGCUUGCUGCAGCAGACGCAGCAGCAGCGCGCAGCAGCAGCAGCAGUAGCAGCAGCAGUAGCAGCAGCAAGGGGGGGCUGCUGCAGGAGGUCUGCGUGCAGACUGUGGACGGGUUCCAGGGGAGGGAAAAAGAAGUCAUUAUUAUUUCUCUUGUCCGCAGCAACAGCAGCAAACAAAUUGGAUUUCUUGAAGACUCCAGAAGACUAAAUGUUGCUGCUACCAGAGCCCGCAGCCACUUAGUCAUCAUCGGAGACUCGGAGACUGUAGCCCGCGCCCCCAAGCAAAGCCCCAGCAGCAGCAGCAGCAGCAGCACCAGCAGCGGCAGCACCAGCAGCACCAGCAGCAGCAGCAGCAGCAGCAGCAGCAGCAGCGGCGACUUGCAGCUGCCGGAUGUCCGAGAGGCUCUUUCUGUGUUAUAUGAAAUCGCCUCCACUGUGGGGUCUCUUCGAGUUCCUUUUGAGUUCAUGACUGCAGCAGAUGUCCCGCCCCUGACGGAGAAGCAGCUGCAGCUACAGCAGCUGCUGCAGCAGCAGCAACAGCAGCAGCAGCAGCAACCAAGGCCAGCGAGCAGCAGCAGCAGGAGCAGCGGCAAAGGCGCUGCAGCGGCCUCAGCUAACGGACAGCCUCGCGUCCUGAAGAAACAGCAGGGGAACCGCUCUGCUGCUGCUCCUGCUGCUCUUGCUGCUGCUGCUGCUGCUGCUGCUUGCGAGAGUGCCGGGGCCCCCCAAGGGGCCCCCACUCCCCCUGAAGAUACCUUCAUGAGGGAGACGCGGCAGCUGCUUGAAGAUCUGCGCCGCAGGGCCCUUGGGGGCCCUCUGGAGUCUAAGGGGGCCUCCGGGGGCCCCCUGAAGUCUGAGGGGGCCCCCAGGGGCCCCCUAGAGUCUAAGGGGGCCCCAGGGGGGCCCCCGGGACCUGAGGCCCCCGGGGGCCCCCCGGAGUCUGGGGGCCACAGGGGCAGCCCAGAGUUUGGGGGCCCCGGGGGCCCCCGGGGGCCCCCUAGCGAAUGGCAUUAUUCAUUUCCUUCUUUUCUUUCUUCUUAUCAGCGGCUGCUGGUCCAUCAGCUGGCAGCAGAACUGCAGCUGGGGCAUGAGUCUAGGGGAGAGGGUCUUGAGAGGCAUGUGGAGGUUUGGGUGAGGGCGCCUGCUGCUGCUGCUGCCGCUGCUGCUGCGGGGGAGGAGGGAGCAGCAGCAGCAGCGGGGGGCGCGCGCGGGAGCAAAGGCAAAGGGGCAGCAGCAACAGAAAAGAAAAGGCCUUCGGAAGUGGAGACAGAUGAAGAGACACAAGAAGAAAGCAGCAGCUCGCUGGAGCUGCGGACUUCUGGGGGAGAAGAUGAAGCAGCAGCGGCAGCAGCAGCAGCAGCAGCAGCAGCCUCCGAGCCGCAGCAGCAGCAGCAGCAGCAGCGGAAGCAGGGGCGGGGCAGGGCACGCAAGGGCCGCAAGGCUGAAGCGGGAAAGGAGGAGGAGAGCGAGGAGGACUUAGAGCUGCUGCUGCAGCAGCAGCAAGCAGCAAACAAGCGCUGCAGCAUGGACGCAUGCAAAGAAACAACAGACUGGCUUGGCCGCAGCUGCCCCCACUGCAGCAGCAGAUUUUGUCUGCAGCACGCAAUGCCGGAGGUGCACGGCUGCGGCGCUGCUGCUGCUGCUGCUGCCAAGAGGGCCUUCCGCGCUGCUGCUGCAGCAGCAGCAGCAGCCCCAGCAGCAGCAGCAACACGCAGCCGCGACCCCCUAGCCAGACAAAUACUGCAAAAUAACUUGAGAAAAAGUAUUGAACAAAAGGCCAAAGAAAGAACGCCAGCAAAAGAUGGCAAAAAGAAAAAAUAA
Eimeria tenella is the source of this 3051-nucleotide messenger RNA. RefSeq lists its product as uncharacterized. NCBI's taxonomy places the organism in Eukaryota, Apicomplexa, Conoidasida, Eucoccidiorida, Eimeriidae. Gene Ontology annotation, molecular function: RNA binding; zinc ion binding; 5'-3' DNA helicase activity. The transcript has 2 exons. The coding region runs from base 1 to 3051 and encodes 1016 amino acids. The record is from RefSeq and is a predicted model, not a curated record.